AUUAUAUAAUAUUUUGGGGGUUCUUUUAAAAAAAAAAGCGCUUCUGUCCCGUGCCCUUGCAAUAAUAAUAAAAGGCUCGAGAGUUAAACCCUAGCUUCUUUCAUUUGGAUUACAGCAUCAGGUGCAGCAGGCGGCGAGGAAGAGCAGCGACAAAGCUAGAGCACCAUGGGUAUCGAUCUAGUUGCAGGAGGUAAGUCCAAGAAGACCAAAAGGACCGCACCCAAAUCCGAUGAUAUUUAUCUUAAGCUUCUUGUCAAGUUGUAUCGCUUUCUUGUUCGAAGGACUGGAAGCAAGUUCAAUGCAGUUAUCCUCAAACGUCUUUUUAUGAGCAAGGUCAACAAGGCGCCACUUUCACUCUCUAGACUGAUCCGUUACAUGCAAGGAAAGGACGGCAAGGUUGCUGUGCUUGUUGGAACUGUCACCGAUGAUAUUCGGGUUCAUGAUGUUCCGGCAAUGAAGGUCACUGCAUUAAGGUUUACUGAGACUGCAAGGGCCAGAAUUGAGAAGGCAGGAGGGGAGUGCCUCACCUUUGAUCAGCUUGCUUUGAGAGCACCUCUUGGCCAGAACACGGUUCUUCUAAGAGGUCCGAAGAAUUCACGUGAAGCAGUGAAGCACUUUGGUCCAGCUCCUGGUGUGCCCCACAGUCACACUAAGCCCUACGUUCGCUCGAAGGGAAGAAAGUUUGAGAAGGCUAGAGGAAAGAGGAACAGCAGGGGAUUUAGGGUUUAAGCUGAGUUUAGUAAUUAAAAGUGAACCUUUGUCUUGUCUGUCUGACAAUUCAAUUUUGCUUUGCGCUAUGUUUUUUCUUGGUCUUGUGUUACAUUAUAUGGAUUUUCGAAUUUGGAAUGGUUGAUGCUAGUUAUUUUGAUUCUACAUUUCCAUUUUAUAAAAUGGCAUUUAAUACUUUUAACGUA
Messenger RNA from Humulus lupulus (European hop), 914 nucleotides. RefSeq names its product large ribosomal subunit protein eL18y. Gene Ontology annotation, biological process: translation. The record is from RefSeq and is a predicted model, not a curated record. The transcript is spliced from 5 exons. The coding region runs from base 166 to 729 and encodes 187 amino acids. NCBI's taxonomy places the organism in Eukaryota, Viridiplantae, Streptophyta, Magnoliopsida, Rosales, Cannabaceae. Gene Ontology annotation, molecular function: RNA binding; structural constituent of ribosome. Gene Ontology annotation, cellular component: ribosome; cytosolic large ribosomal subunit.